This is a messenger RNA of Beauveria bassiana ARSEF 2860, 1395 nucleotides long. RefSeq names its product K-3-type glutaminase. Gene Ontology annotation, biological process: L-glutamine catabolic process. The coding region runs from base 1 to 1395 and encodes 464 amino acids. Gene Ontology annotation, molecular function: glutaminase activity. NCBI's taxonomy places the organism in Eukaryota, Fungi, Ascomycota, Sordariomycetes, Hypocreales, Cordycipitaceae. The record is from RefSeq and is a predicted model, not a curated record. The transcript has a single exon.
AUGAAGUCCCCUAUUCCCGAUUAUCUCAAAGCCGUGCUUGACAAUGCACGCUCAAUCGACGGUGGCGCACCCGCCAGCUACAUUGAGACGCUUGCCAACGCCGACACCUCCAAGAUGGCCGUGGCACUGGCCAUGGUCGACGGCAAUGUCUACUCGGUGGGAGACGACCAAGUCGAAUUCUCCAUGCAAUCCAUCUCCAAAGCAUUCGUGUACGCCAUGGCUAUUGAGGAUUUAGGAUUACCCAAGGUUCUGGAAAAGAUUGGUGUUGAGCCGUCAGGAGAUGCCUUCAACCAUCUGUCGCUUGAACGUGGCACGAAUCGUCCAGUAAAUCCCAUGAUCAAUGCCGGGGCCAUUACAGCUCAUUCUCUCGUUUGGGGCAAUUCAUUAGAGGAAAGGACAGAGCGCAUAUUGAGGGGGCUGUCUCAGCUUGCCGGUCGACGCUUGCAUGUUGACGAGCAGGUGUACGAGGCUGAGCUCAAAAACGCCGACCGCAACAUGGCUAUUGGAUACAUGCUCAAGGCGGCUGGCGUCAUAACUUGCGAUCCUCGGGAUAUUGUCAAGGGUUACAUUCGUCAAUGCGCGAUUAAUGUCAAUGUGAGGGAUUUGGCCAUCAUGGCCGCAACACUAAGCAAUGCGGGAGUUCAUCCAAUCACAGGCGAUCGCAUUAUCCCACAAGCAAGCGUUCGGCAAGUCCUAUCUGUAAUGACCACGUGUGGCAUGUACAACGCAGCCGGUGACUGGGUUUCCAAUGUCGGCAUACCGGCCAAGAGCGGCGUUGCCGGCGGCAUCAUUGGUGCCUUGCCCGGCCAAGUCGGCAUCGCCACAUUCUCGCCCAAACUGGAUGAGCGCGGUAAUAGUGUCAGAGGCGUCGCCAUUUGCGAAAAGCUGUCUCAAGACAUGGGUCUGCACAUGAUGGACGUCAGCCAAAUCGCCGGCGCCACUGUGUCUACAACGGUAGCUACCAUCGUUGCCGGUGACAAGGAGCCUCACCAUCCUAAUUGCGAGCGCGAGGUCAUUGUAUUUAGUCUCCGAGGGGCGGUGCGAUUCCCCGGUUCGGAGCGUCUCAGCCGAGCGCUUGUGCGUGAGCUCGGCGACCCCAAGCCUGGCGAUCCCGGUUCCGGCAAAUACUCCAACACAUGCGCCGUGGUAAUUUCACUUCGUGAUGUUUACUCGCUCAACACGGUUGCUCGACGGAUUCUGCAUGAGAGCGUCAAGCGACUCAUCGCAGAGGGGAGGACUGUAGUGGUCGUCGAUCCUGCCCAAGACCUUCAAAUGGACGACUCAGACAUUGCGAUACAGGGCAGCCGCCUUCGUGUAGUCAAGUCGGAGCAUGAGGCGCGCGACUACAUUGGUGGCGUUGGAUGCUCAACCGUCUUGAUCGAGGAUGAUUGGUGA